AUGCCCGCUUGUCAGAGCAAGACGUACAACUGGGACAAUCUGGACAGCGUGUCGCCCAAUACCAAGUACCUAGGUGAUGCCAGCAAGGCGGAUUGGGUGUCGAGCGGAGAGGCCAAGGUCAGUGACGGUAAUCUGCUGCUCACCAUGGCUCCGAGCACCGUCGGCACCCUCCUAGGCCAUAGCCACUACAUGUGGUACGGCAAAACCACCGCCAAACUAAGGACCAGCCGAGGACAAGGUGUUGUGACUGCUUUCAUUUUGAUGUCUGAUGCAAAGGAUGAAAUCGAUUUCGAGUUUGUCGGUGCCGAUCUGUCUACCGCCCAAACCAACUUCUACUACCAGGGAAUCACCGACUACACACAUGGAAAGAACCAAUCGCUCUCCAAUACCUUCACCAACUAUCACACCUAUGAGAUCGACUGGAAGCCUGAUAUGAUUACUUGGAGCAUUGAUGGCCAAGUGAUCCGUACCCUCGAGCGUGCCAACACCAUGAACUCCACCACCAAUCAAUACGACUACCCGCAAACUCCCGCCCGUGUCCAACUCUCCCUCUGGCCCGCUGGUCUGUCCACCAACGGAAAGGGUACUGUUGAUUGGGCCGGAGGUCUUGUCGACUGGAAGUCCGAAGACAUCCAGAAGAACGGCUACUACUACGCCGCCUUUGACUCGGUCACCAUCGAGUGUUACGACCCUCCAAAGAGCGCCAAGGUUGAAGGCAGCAAAUCGUACAUCUACACCGACCGAAGCGGUCUUGAAGGCUCCGUCAAGAUCACUAACAAGGACACUGUUCUAAAGUCCUUCCUCGGUAACGGCCAAGAUAUGAACAAGGAUUACCCCAGCGCCACCAAAGGACCAAACGCCCCUUCUCAAACCAGCGACGUUGCCGUGAUCCCUGGCCUCAGCGGUGCCGGCCCUGGUCUCGACGUCUUUGUUGCCAUCAUGGCACUUGUAACUUUGUAA
Arthroderma uncinatum is the source of this 960-nucleotide messenger RNA. RefSeq names its product UTR2 protein. Bases 1 to 960 code for a protein of 319 amino acids. NCBI's taxonomy places the organism in Eukaryota, Fungi, Ascomycota, Eurotiomycetes, Onygenales, Arthrodermataceae. Gene Ontology annotation, molecular function: hydrolase activity, hydrolyzing O-glycosyl compounds; glycosyltransferase activity. Gene Ontology annotation, cellular component: fungal-type cell wall. The transcript has 3 exons. Gene Ontology annotation, biological process: carbohydrate metabolic process; fungal-type cell wall organization. The record is from RefSeq and is a predicted model, not a curated record.